CCAAACGGUUCAAAAACCAAAACCAUUUUUACUGUAACUUCUCUCCUACCACUCCCCUCUCUCUGCAGUCUCUAAACAAAAACAACCAAAGCAAUUCACGCACAGAGAGAGUACAGUAAAGGCAGAGGCAGAGGCAGAGGCAGAGGCAGAGGCAGAGAGAGAGAUAGAGACAGAGACGCCCAUUUUUAAUGUUUUAAAGCUCUCUUUUAUCCAGGUCCUUUACUGUGCAAAACCCAUUUGGCCUUCUUUGCAUUUUAAAGGGUUUAAAUUUUAGGGUUUUGGGUCACAAUUUUGAAGUCAAAAGUAGAGCAAGGGAGACAAGUUUUUCAGAAGCGAGAAGUGAAGUAGAGGCGAAAAUUUAGAAUUUCUCAGCAUAGGUUGAGGCAACUGUUAAUGAAAUAUGGAUGAAAUUCCUCAAUCAAGCAUUUUUGAAGGGGAGAUAACAGGAAUCAGAUUUGGUUUGGCAUCUCAGAAGGAAAUCUGUACAGCAUCAAUCAGUGAUUGCCCUAUUAGCCAUUCCAUUCAGCUGACUAAUCCCUUCCUUGGCUUGCCGCUUGAAUUUGGAAAAUGUGAAUCUUGUGGCACUUCUGAACCAGGACAAUGUGAAGGUCAUUUUGGAUACAUCGACUUGCCAGUUCCGAUAUAUCAUCCUAGCCACAUUAGUGAAUUGAAGCGAAUGUUGAGCUUGUUAUGUUUGAAGUGCUUAAAAUUAAAGAGGAACAAGAUUCAAAUCAAGAGCAACGGUGUUGCUGAACGGUUGCUUUCAUGCUGCGAGGAGUGUGCGCAAAUUUCUAUUAGAGAGGUUAAGAAUACAGAUGGUGCUUGUUUCUUAGAACUAAAGCUGCCUUCUAGGUCCAGACUACGGGAUGGUUAUUGGAAUUUCCUAGAAAGAUAUGGUUUUCGCUAUGGUGAUAACUUUACACGACCAUUGCUCGCCUGUGAGGUUAUGCAAAUCCUGAAGAGAAUUCCUGCUGAGACUAGAAAAAAGCUAGGUGGAAAAGGUUAUUUCCCUCAAGAUGGUUAUAUCCUACAGCAGCUACCUGUCCCUCCAAACUGUCUCUCUGUUCCUGCUGUUUCAGAUGGCAUUAGCAUCAUGUCUUCAGAUCUCUCUAUAUCCAUACUCAAGAAAGUUCUGAAGCAAGUUGAAGUCAUCAAAAGCUCACGGUCAGGGGCACCAAAUUUUGAUGCACAUAAAGGCGAAGCAAAUUCAUUGCAAUCAAUGGUUGACCGGUAUCUUCAAGUCAGGGGUACUACAAAGACAUCCCGUGAUGUAGAUGUCCGUUAUGGGGUAAAAGAGGAUUCCAGUGAAUCCUCAACCAAAGCCUGGCUUGAGAAGAUGAGGACCCUGUUCAUAAGAAAAGGUUCUGGAUUCUCUUCCCGCAGUGUCAUAACUGGAGAUGCGUACACAAAAGUGAACCAAGUUGGUAUUCCCUAUGAGAUUGCUCAAAGAAUUACGUUUGAGGAGAGGGUCAGUGUGCACAACAUGAGGUAUCUACAAGAGCUUGUGGAUAACAAAUUGUGCCUGACAUACAGGGAUGGUUCUUCCACCUAUUCUCUUAGGGAAGGCUCAAAGGGGCAUACAUUUCUACGACCUGGGCAAGUUGUACAUAGGCGGAUUAUAGAUGGCGAUGUUGUUUUCAUUAAUAGACCGCCGACAACACACAAACAUUCUUUACAAGCGUUGUCAGUGUAUGUUCAUGAUGAUCAUACGGUGAAGAUUAAUCCUCUGAUAUGUGGGCCCUUAAGUGCUGAUUUUGAUGGCGAUUGCGUUCACCUUUUCUACCCCCAGUCCCUUGCUGCAAAAGCUGAAGUCUUGGAGCUUUUCUCAGUGGAGAAACAAUUGCUUAGCUCUCAUAGUGGCAAUCUGAAUUUACAGCUGACAACAGACUCACUUCUGUCAUUAAAGAUGAUUUUCAAGGCCUGCUUUUUGGACAAAUCAGCUGCACAGCAACUGGCAAUGUUUGUCUCACCUGAUUUGCCACAACCAGCUUUGUUGAAGGUCAAUUGUAUUCGCCAAUACUGGACUGCCCAUCAGAUUCUCCAAAUGGCUUUACCAACUUGCUUCAACUGCAGUGGAGAAAGAUUCUUGAUCAACAAUAGUAAUGUCUUGAAGGUUGAUUUCAACAGGGAUGUUGUGGCAUCCAUGAUUAAUGAGAUUCUGAUCUCAAUUUUCUUCAAGAAGGGUUCCGGAGCAGUGCUUAAGUUCUUCAACGCCUUGCAGCCCUUGCUAAUGGAAACGUUCUCUGAAGGCUUUAGUGUUAGUUUGAAAGAUUUCUCCAUCUCCCAGGCAGUCAAACAAAGUAUCCAAGAAAGUUUCAAGGUGAUUUCUCCUUUGCUUUGUAACUUAAGAUCCACCUACAAUGAGCUGGUUGAGUUGCAAGUAGAGAAUCACAUCCAGGAUGUGAAAAAGCCAGUUCGAGAAUUUAUUAUAAAUUCCUCUGCCUUGGGUUAUUUGAUUGACUCUAAGAGUGACGGGGCUGUUGCUAAGCUUGUUCAGCAAAUUGGCUUCUUGGGCUUGCAAGUUUCUGAUAGGGGAAAACUUUAUUCUAAGACCCUGGUUGAAGACUUGGCCUCCCAUUUUCAGAGCAAGUAUCCUACCAAUUUGCUUAAUUAUCCUUCUGCUCAGUAUGGCUUGAUUCAAAGCAGUUUUUUUCAUGGGUUGGAUGCGUAUGAGGAGAUGGCUCAUUCCAUUUCUACUAGAGAAGUCAUUGUGCGUUCAUCAAGAGGGUUGUCUGAGCCAGGAACGUUGUUCAAAAACUUAAUGGCCAUCCUCUGAGAUGUGGUAAUUUGUUAUGAUGGCACUGUAAGAAAUGUCUGCAGCAAUUCAAUCAUCCAAUUUGAGUAUGGUGUGAAGGUGGGAGCUGAGUCCCAAAGUUUAUUCCCUGCUGGUGAACCUGUUGGCGUGUUAGCUGCCACUGCAAUGUCCAAUCCUGCAUACAAAGCUGUUCUUGAUUCUACUCCAAGUAGCAAUUCCUCGUGGGAUAUGAUGAAGGAAAUACUUCUUUGCAAAGUUGGUUUCAAGAAUGACCAAGCUGAUCGCAGGGUAAUUUUAUACUUUAAUAAUUGUGGAUGUGGAAGAGAGCAUUGCCAAGAAAAAGCAGCAUUUUUGGUCAAGAAUCACUUGGAAAAAGUCAGUCUUAAAGACGUUGCCAAGUGUUUUAUGAUUGAAUACAAGAAUCAACAAAUACCAGAAAGUUUUGGAAGUGAUGCCGGCCUUGUUGGUCAUGUUCAUCUUGAGAAGAGGAUUUUGCAAGAGUUGAACAUUAGUGCUCAGGUGAUUCUUGAGAAGUGCCAAGAGACUGUCAACUCAUUUCGAAAGAAGAAAAAAGUUGGUAAUCUUUUUAAGAAGACAACGUUGUCUAUCAGUGAAUGUUGCUCUUUUGAGCAAUGCACUGAUGAAUUGCUGUGCCUGAUGUUCUUCUGGCCAGAUGCAAAUGAUGUUCAUUUGGAGAGGACUUCAAACAUUCUUGCUGAUAUGAUUUGCCCAGUUCUGCUGGAAACAACCAUCAAAGGUGACCAUCGAAUUUCCUGUGCAAAUAUAAUUUGGGCAAGUCAGGAGACAACAACUUGGAUAAGAAACCCUUCCAGGACUCAAAAGGGGGAGUUGGCUUUAGAUAUUGUUCUGGAGAAAUCUGUUGUCAAGCAAAGUGGUGAUGCUUGGAGAAUAGUCUUGGACUCAUGUCUUCCUGUCCUUCAUUUAAUUGACACCACACGUUCAAUUCCUUAUGCGAUUAAACAAGUUCAGGAAUUGUUGGGAGUUUCUUGUGCAUUUGACCAAGCAGUUCAGCGCCUCUCAAAAUCGGUAACCAUGGUGACAAAAGGUGUUCAAAAAGAGCUUCUCAUUCUACUUGGGAACAGUAUGACAUGUGCUGGAAGCUUGAUCGGCUUCUAUACUGGGGGUUAUAAAACAUUAUCUCGAUCAUUGGAUAUCGAAGUGCCAUUUACCGAGGCCACUCUCUUUACACCGAGGAAAUGUUUUGAGAAGGCUGCAGAGAAGUGCCACACUGAUUAUUUAUCAAGCAUAGUUGCUUCUUGCUCAUGGGGCAAACAUGUUACUGUUGGAACAGGUUCACGCUUUGAUGUCCUCUGGGACACAAAAGAGGCAUGUUUGAAUCUAGAGGGUGGCAUAGAUUCAUACAGUUUUCUAAAUAUUGUGAGAAGUACUGCUGGUGGAGAAGAGUCAGUUACUGCUUGUUUGGGUGCCGAAGUUGAUGAUCUUAUUCUGGAAGAUGAAGACUGGAACCUGUCUCCUGAGCAUCACUCUAGUUCUGAUAAGCCUACCUUUGAAGACAGUGCUGAAUUUCAAGACUUCUUAGGCAAUCAACCUGCCGAGUCAAACUGGGGAAAGGCUUCAUCUUUAAAGGAUGGGUCUUGGAGCGCUGAAAAUUGGGAUGUUGAUAAAAAUGACUCUGCAGGUAAGGAAAAACCUUGGAGUUUGGGAAUGAGUUCAGCUGAGACAAAUGAUGUUGGCUGGGACACUGCAGCUACCAGGAAGAUAAAUUCCUCGUGGAAUUCAGAGAAUGACGUAACUCAGUCCAAUUCCCUGUCUGGUUGGGCAACAAAAAAAUCUGAAACCCAUAAUGGCUUCGCAACUAAAGUCCAGGAAAAACCUGCAAGGUCCAAUGAUUGGGAUGUUGGUACUGCCUGGGGGAGAAAGGCUGGAGAUAACAAAUUUGCAAAUGUAACUAAGUCUUGGUGGGGGAAGGUAACAGAUGGUGAUGAAUCUGAACAAAAUAAAAACAAGCAACAUCAGGAUGACCAAGAAUUAGGGACACAUGGUUGGGAUGAUAUGAUUUCACCAGACCAGUUAAUAUCUGGUUGGGCUUCUACAACUACCCAAGAGGCUACAACUGAAUCCUGCAGUUCGAAGGCUGCAUCUGUUUGGGGGACAAAGAAUACCAACGUUGAUGAACAGGGAAGUGAGAAUCAUGUUCUUCUGAACCAAGCUAAAGAGUCAUCUGAUUGGAAUAAAAAAAGCAAUUCAAAUCAGACAGACGCAGUAUGUGGUUCAAAGGCUGCAUCCUCUUGGGGGGCAAAAAAUACAGAUGCUGAUAAACGUUGGGUUAGCAAGGUGGAUUUGAAUCAGGCAGACACAUCCUGUAGUUGGGGGAGAUCCAAGACACCGGAUCGUGGAUGGGGGUUGUCAAAUUCUGGAGGUAGCAAUGGAAGUGAAAUGGAGAACAAGACAGAAAAUCAAUCUCUGUUGGACAGAGGGAAAGAGUCAGGUGGUUGGGGGACAAAAAAUACAGAUGCUGAUAAACCUUGGAGUAACAAGGUGAAUUCGAAUCAAGCAGACACAGCCUCUGGUUGGGGGAAAUCCAAGUCACUGGAUCGCGGAUGGGGAGUGUCAAAUUCUGGAGGUGGCAAUGGAAAUGAAAUGAAUAACAAGACAGAAAAUCAAUUUCAGUUGGAAGGAGGAAAAGAGUCAGGAGGUUGGGGGGCAAAAAAUACAGAUGCUGAUAAACCUUGGGGUAACAAGGUGAAUUUGAAUCAGGCAGACACAGCCUCUUGUUGGGGGAAACCCAAGUCACCGGAUCUUGGAUGGGGGGUGUCAAAUUCUGGAGGUGGCAAUGGAAGUGAAAUGGAAGACAAGACAGAAAAUCAAUCUCUGCUGGACCGAGGGAAAGAGUCAGGUGGUUGGGGGAAGCCCAAGUCACUUGAAAUUUCACAAGGCUGGGGUUCGUCCAAAGACUCAGUUAAGGCAGUUGAUGGAUGGGGGGUGCCAAAUUCUGCAGGUAGCAAUGGAAGUGAAAGGGAUCAGCAAUGGGGUCAGCAGAGUGGAGAAUUCAAGAAAAACCGCACAGAAGGUUCUCGAGGUUGGGGAUCAAAUAAUGGAGAUUGGAAGAAAAGGAACCGCCCUUCUAAACCCCAUGAGGAUUCUAGUUCAAGUGGGCUAUUUACCACGACUAGGCAGCGGUUAGACAUAUUCACUUCUCAAGAGCAGGAUAUUCUCUCUGAUGUUGAGCCAUUAAUGCUUUCUAUUAGAAGAAUAAUGCAUCAAACAGGGUACAGUGAUGGGGAUCCAUUAUCUGCUGAUGAUCAGUCCUAUGUGCUUGAUAAUGUCUUCAAUUAUCAUCCAGACAAAGCAGUGAAGAUGGGUGCUGGAAUUAAUCAUGUCACUGUUAGCAGGCACAGCAAUUUCCAGGAGAGCAGGUGCUUCUACAUUGUCUCAACUGAUGACUGCAAACAAGAUUUUUCCUACCGCAAAUGUCUGGAGAACUUCGUCAGGGGAAAAUAUCCUGACUUGGCAGAUGAAUUCAUCGGAAAGUAUUUUGCAAGAAGAGGCAAUCGGCAGCGCACCCCUGCUCCAGAGGGAACCGAGGAGAAACAGGCCACGUGUUGUCUGAGUACGAGGGUUGUAUAAACAUUUUCAAUUGAUUUGUAUAUAUAAAGGUCUUUAUGGUAUAUUUUUCUUGAUGUUAAUUGUAGUUAAAGGCAUGCUUUCAUAUGAACUGACCCUUUUUUCCCUUACAGGUGCAGUUCUUGUAAAUGAGGUAGUGAUCUAAAUAGCAAGCCUUGUCAUUAACAUCGCAUGUGAAUAUCAAUGUAUAGAAAUAUCCUUUUCCCCAA
Messenger RNA from Populus nigra (black poplar), 6570 nucleotides. RefSeq names its product DNA-directed RNA polymerase V subunit 1-like. Gene Ontology annotation, cellular component: RNA polymerase II, core complex. Gene Ontology annotation, biological process: DNA-templated transcription. NCBI's taxonomy places the organism in Eukaryota, Viridiplantae, Streptophyta, Magnoliopsida, Malpighiales, Salicaceae. Gene Ontology annotation, molecular function: protein binding; DNA binding. The record is from RefSeq and is a predicted model, not a curated record.